Cercocebus atys (sooty mangabey) is the source of this 3895-nucleotide messenger RNA. It is a transcript of the gene ACAD10, whose product is annotated as acyl-CoA dehydrogenase family, member 10. Gene Ontology annotation, molecular function: oxidoreductase activity, acting on the CH-CH group of donors; flavin adenine dinucleotide binding. The coding region runs from base 376 to 3399 and encodes 1007 amino acids. The transcript is spliced from 18 exons. NCBI's taxonomy places the organism in Eukaryota, Metazoa, Chordata, Mammalia, Primates, Cercopithecidae. The record is from RefSeq and is a predicted model, not a curated record.
UUUCUAAUUUUGGAGCAUUUCAGAUUUCAGAUAUUUGGACGGGGGAUGCUCAAACUAUAUAGUUAUGGAGUCCUUUUGGCCCCACGAAAUUGACUCCUCUAAACUCAGAGGCUGUCUUACCAACCUGUUUUGUACUCUCCUGAUUUUUAGUAAGCUUUUUAACUGUAGAAAUCACAUCAAAAGCUUAAAAAUUUUCAUGAAGAAACUAGAAUUUGCUUUCAUUAUUUUGUUUUUUUCCCCAUCUUUUUAUUUCAAGCUUAUAGAAAAGUCGAAAGAACAAUAAUCUCCCGUUAUACCUUUCAUCUAGACUCACUAUUAACGUCUGGCCAUGUUUGGUUUUCUCUAUACACAGGUGUAUAUAGCCUCGGCCUCACCAUGUGUGUAAGGAGCUGUUUCCAGUCCUCCUGUCUCCAGUGGGCGUGGAGGACAGCCUUCCUGAAACACAUCCAGCGCAGGCACCAGGGGUCCCACCGAUGGACGCACCUUGGAGGCAGCACCUAUAGAGCAGUGAUUUUCGACAUGGGCGGAGUUCUCAUUCCUUCUCCCGGGAGAGUCGCUGCGGAAUGGGAGGUACAGAAUCGUAUCCCUUCUGGAACUAUUUUAAAGGCCUUGAUGGAAGGUGGUGAAAAUGGGCCCUGGAUGAGAUUUAUGAGAGCAGAAAUAACAGCAGAGGGUUUUUUACGAGAAUUUGGGAGACUAUGCUCUGAAAUGUCAAAAACCUCCGUGCCUGUGGACUCAUUUUUCUCUCUGCUGACCAGUGAGCGAGUGGCAAAGCAGUUCCCAGUGAUGACUGAGGCCAUAACUCAAAUUCGGGCAAAAGGUCUUCAGACUGCAGUCUUGAGCAAUAAUUUUUAUCUUCCCAACCAGAAAAGCUUUUUGCCCCUGGACCGGAAACAGUUUGAUGUGGUCGUGGAGUCCUGCGUGGAAGGAAUCUGUAAGCCAGACCCUAGGAUCUACAAGCUGUGCUUGGAGCGGCUCGGCCUGCAGCCCUCUGAGUCUAUCUUUCUUGAUGACCUUGGACCAAAUCUAAAAGCAGCUGCCAGCCUUGGUAUUCACACCAUUAAGGUUAAUGACCCAGAGACUGCAGUAAAGGAAUUAGAAGCUCUCUUGGGUUUUACAUUGAGACUAGGUGUUCCAAACACUCAGCCUGUGAGAAAGACGAUGGAAAUUCCGAAAGAUUCCUUGAAGAAGUACCUCAAAGACUUACUGGGUAUCCAGACCACAGGCCCAUUGGAACUCCUUCAGUUUGAUCACGGGCAGUCAAAUCCAACUUACUACAUCAGGCUGGCUAAUCGUGAUCUGGUUCUGAGGAAGAAGCCCCCAGGGACACUCCUUCCAUCUGCCCAUGCCAUAGAGAGGGAGUUCAGGAUUAUGAAAGCCCUUGCAAAUGCUGGAGUACCUGUACCUAACGUUCUUGAUCUCUGUGAAGAUUCAAGUGUCGUUGGCACCCCAUUCUAUGUGAUGGAGUACUGCCCAGGUCUCAUCUACAAAGACCCUUCCCUGCCAGGCUUGGAACCCAGCCACAGGCGAGCCAUAUACACUGCUAUGAACACAGUCCUGUGCAAAAUUCACAGUGUGGAUCCCCAGGCUGUGGGGCUUGAAGACUAUGGGAAGCAAGGGGCCUAUAUUCCACGCCAGGUGCGAACCUGGGUUAAGCAGUAUCGGGCUUCUGAAACCAGCACCAUCCCAGCUAUGGAGAGGCUGAUCGAGUGGCUCCCCCUCCAUCUUCCCCAUCAGCAGAGGACCACACUGGUGCACGGGGACUUCAGGCUCGACAACCUGGUGUUUCAUCCAGAAAAGCCAGAGGUGCUUGCUGUCCUUGACUGGGAACUUUCUACCUUGGGUGACCCCCUCAUCGAUGUGGCCUACAGCUGCCUGGCUCAUUACCUGCCGUCCAGUUUUCCCGUGCUGAGAGGUUUUAAUGACUGUGACUUGACACAGCUGGGAAUCCCUGCUGCAGAGGAGUAUUUCAGGAUGUACUGCCUCCAAGUGGGACUCCCUCCCACUGAGAACUGGAACUUCUAUAUGGCUUUUUCCUUUUUCCGUUUGGCUGCAAUCCUACAGGGAGUCUACAGGCGAUCACUCACAGGGCAAGCAAGCUCCGCGCAUGCGGAACAAACUGGAAAGCUGACCGAAUUUGUGUCUAACCUGGCAUGGGAUUUCGCAGUCAAAGAAGGGUUCCGGGUUUUCAAAGAGAUGCCCUUCAAAAAUCCGUUAACAAGGUCCUGCCACACGUGGGCUAGGUCCCAGUCCCAGUGGUACCCCAUAGGUACCAGGAGUUAUAGCUCCGUUCCAGAAGCUUCCCCAGCUCAUGCCUCAAGGGGAGGUCUGGUUAUCUCUCCAGAGAGCCUCUCUCCACCUGUCAGAGAGCUGUAUCACCGGCUGAAGCACUUCAUGGAGCAGCACGUGUACCCUGCGGAGCCAGAGCUGCAGAGUCACCAGGCCUCAGCAGCCAGGUGGAGCCCCUCCCCACUGAUCGAAGACCUCAAGGAGAAAGCCAAGGCGGAAGGACUUUGGAACCUUUUUCUACCCUUGGAGGCUGAUCCUGAGAAAAAAUACGGAGCAGGACUGACCAAUGUGGAAUAUGCACAUCUGUGUGAGCUCAUGGGCACGUCCCUGUAUGCCCCCGAGAUAUGUAACUGCUCUGCGCCUGACACGGGCAACAUGGAGCUGCUGGUGAGGUAUGGCACCGAAGCGCAGAAGGCUCGCUGGCUGAUGCCUCUACUGGAGGGGAAAGCCCGCUCCUGUUUUGCUAUGACUGAGCCCCAGGUACCUUGCCUGGGCUGCCACCCACUUGCCUGGCCCUGUUGUUGUCAGGCCCGCAGGAAACACGGGCUAUCUACCGGCAGCUCUGACUGGAAUGUGCUCCCCACUCAGGUUGCCUCUUCAGAUGCCACCAAUAUUGAGGCUUCCAUCAGAGAGGAGGACAGCUUCUAUGUCAUAAAUGGUCACAAAUGGUGGAUCACAGGCAUCCUGGAUCCUCGUUGCCAACUCUGUGUGUUUAUGGGAAAAACAGACCCACAUGCACCAAGACACCGGCAGCAGUCCGUGCUCUUGGUUCCCAUGGAUACCCCAGGGAUAAAAAUCAUCCGGCCUCUGACAGUGUAUGGACUGGAGGAUGCACCAGGUGGCCAUGGUGAAGUCCGAUUUGAGCACGUGCAUGUGCCCAAAGAGAACAUGGUCCUGGGCCCUGGCCGAGGCUUUGAGAUUGCCCAAGGCAGACUGGGCCCCGGCAGGAUCCAUCACUGCAUGAGGCUGAUCGGGUUCUCAGAGAGGGCCCUGGCGCUCAUGAAGGCCCGCGGUUCCAUCAUCUGGCCUGUACCACCCUCCUCCACAGCACAUCCAGAAAACUAUUCUGCCAUGACCCCACCGCCCCCAAAGUUUGGAAACCUAGGUUAAAAGACAGCUGCUGCCAGGACAAGAAUUCAAAUUGGUGAUUAUCAAUUUCAGAAAGGUGACGCAUACCAUGGGACUAAAACCAGUGUCUCACAAGAACUGCUAUUGAAAGAACAGAGGCAGUCUGCAUUUUUGAUUACUGAGCAAACCUGUGAUUUACACCCUUUUUAGUUAAGACUGACCAGUUAUUUUUUCUUUCUAAGUAAAACGCUCCUGUCUGUGGACUCAGGUAUGGUGCUUCAGCCCCAUGUGGCAUUAAAUUCAACCUGGCAGAACAAUUGGACUGAAUGAAUCAGACAGAAGUCUCCAGAAAGUACAUAGCAUGAACAUGGCACCUCCACUGAGGACUUGGUUGGAGUAAUUAGGAAUCUACAAAAGAUUUGCUACUAGGAGGUUCACCACAGUGCUCAUUCAGAUAGCAAAAUUCUGAACAACUUAUAAGGAUAACAAUGACUGUUGGACAAAUGAACCACGAGAUGACAUACAGUGAGACUUUAAA